Messenger RNA from Bicyclus anynana (squinting bush brown), 2393 nucleotides. RefSeq lists its product as uncharacterized. The record is from RefSeq and is a predicted model, not a curated record. The transcript is spliced from 7 exons. Bases 368 to 1102 code for a protein of 244 amino acids. NCBI's taxonomy places the organism in Eukaryota, Metazoa, Arthropoda, Insecta, Lepidoptera, Nymphalidae.
UCGCAAAGUGAACUUCCUUCUUGAAACUUCCAAUUUUUCUGUACUCUUUGUCUAGCGUUUCUUCAACUGAAAUAUAAUUUUGUCUCUUUGUAUUUUUUUGUAUAUUUUGUCUAUGUAGCGUUCACCCCCUCGACUGUCCUGUAAUACCUUAUUAUUUUAUCCUAGUAAAAAAGUGUUGAAACUUUGAAACUAUUAUAUAACUGGUGAUCUACAAAGUCGUUUGGCGGAUAGAAUGAUCGGAGUGUGGCACAACCACGAGAACACGGUGGGGAUGAGCGGGGGUUCGCGCCGCGGGCGAUAGUACAGCGCCUGCCCGCGCCGGCCCCCCUCCCCGCAGCACGCGCGCCCACAUCGCUCCCCCGCAGCCAUGGUGCGAGACAAGAAGUCACCGCACAAGACAGACUCACAGAAAUCCAGCACUAAUUUGGUUGGAAAAUUUACACAAAGCGUUCGCCGUAUAGUGCAAGAUGUUAAAGAUGAAGGCACAUCCAGCGGGCAGACAAAGGAAGAGGUGAUCGAAACAAACGAACGACUGCGCAUGGUGCGAGUGCGGCUGGACGAGAACUACGACACGGCCAAGAAAGCGCUCGUCACACUAAUGACGCGCUACAGUGAGUCCAAAGCUGAGAGGAACGUGUUCACGCGAUACGCGCUGCUCAAAGCUAUGAUUAAGGAUGUCAUCCGCCUAGAAACCCAGUACUGGUCUUUGGUCGAAAUACCAAAGCAAGAAAAAGCAGAAACCGUGCCAGCAUUCGUGCUCAGAGCUUGUGCUAUUAUGGAGAAGACACAGAAAUCUGGAGAAGGCGUCAAGACAUCUGCCAAGCUUGCAGAAGAAGCUGCGGAGAAAAGAGAGCGAAUAGAACGGCUUAAUGACAUGACAACAUCGCAAAUUGAAACUGAAAAUACGCAAAUGACGAAUGACUUAUAUCGUUUAUUGAAGAAAUACACAGGACUCAGGAAUCUUAUCAGAGAACUAAAGUCCGAGUACGUCAGCUCCAAGAUGUAUCCAAUGUUCCCAAGAUACACAAUGCUAAAAGAUAUGAUAAAGGACAUUAUGCACGACCCUGACUACAUGGAGGUCUGCCACGAGGUCGACCCAUAGCGAGGCGUGCGCAAAUAAAUGAGGGCCUCCUUCACCGACCGAACGCGGUCGAGACGUCGCUAGAAGCAGAUCCUUUUAGGGAUAUGAAUUCAAGAUUCAUUGCCACUUUCAAUUGCUCUUUAAAUGGCAACAUAUGUUUGGCAGCUUGGAUGUUCGCAGAUACGCAAAACACAAUUGGAUUCACCUUGAAAAAUAUUUAAAUCAUGUACGACGUAACAACGGCCGAGAGAUGUAGUUGGUAAUUAAAUGAGAAACUACCAAUAUUGCUACAUAACAACGCUUGCAUUUUGAAGAUUUUGUACGGCUAGCAAAAAUUUUCCAUUGACUUUGAAGCUCUUUCGCAAACACAAAUUGGAAUAUUUACUAAUACAUUGCCAAAAUUUGCUUUGCAUGCGAAACAAAUGUCAUGUUGGUAAGAUUCACCAACUUUGUACUAAAAUAUAUUCAUAACAAGCGGCACAUAAGUUAUUUAGUUACUGCUUAGUGGUUUCAAUUAUUAAAUUAUGUACAUUUUAAGGAUUAAUUAUGAGUUUAAAAGUAAUGAAUCUGAUUUACGCCAAGUUUUCAAGAAAAGUGGCAAGAGCCGAAAAUUCAGGUGCUGCUAGCGUCGUGUAGAGUGACGAGUACUCGUUUAUUUUGCGCAACUUUGUUAAUUGGACUUCGUUCUGAGUUUAUAUUAAGUCUAUCAGUGAGUUAGUGUAAGUUAAGUACUUAGCGUUUAAGUACUCGUCCCGACCUUAAUUCUAAUUUCAAAUAGUAUUUAUUUGUUAUAAUGUAUUUUAAAAUGAUCUUCAAUAUUAAAGCGACUACCUACUAAUAAUGUUUAUAAUGCAUAUCUAACUGGUUCAAAAAUAUAAGACGUUCGAAUUAGCGAUUGUAAACAUAUCUGUUUCCUAUUAGUGUUGUAAUACUUGUACCACCUCACUUACUGGAUAUUUCUUUUAUUAUAUGCUACAACUAAAUAAUUUUGUAAUUAUCUCUGUUAUUGCUACUCUUUAAUUAAUAAAUUUGUAUUUUGUACCAAUCACUUUCUGUUACUUUGAAUGGCCAUUCCAUUACCAUUUACCAAUAUUCUGUCAGCAAGUAUUGUUUUUAUCCACUUUAUUGCCAUGCCAUGGUUAAAUUAGUUUGUCGUAAAAAUAUGCUAUGGAUAUCGCGUGAGUUAUGCAUUUCCGCGUGAACAGACUUGUUUUUGUUUACCUUUAUAGUUCAUUAGGCAUUUGUACGUAUAAUCUAGAUUAAAUUGUUUACAAAUUUGGACUAUACCUGUAUCAAGUUAAAAGUUAUACAG